This is a messenger RNA of Pyrgilauda ruficollis (rufous-necked snowfinch), 1911 nucleotides long. RefSeq names its product epithelial splicing regulatory protein 1 (gene ESRP1). NCBI's taxonomy places the organism in Eukaryota, Metazoa, Chordata, Aves, Passeriformes, Passeridae. The record is from RefSeq and is a predicted model, not a curated record. Gene Ontology annotation, cellular component: ribonucleoprotein complex. The coding region runs from base 1 to 1911 and encodes 636 amino acids. The transcript is spliced from 14 exons. Gene Ontology annotation, molecular function: RNA binding.
AUGACGGCGUCUCCCGACUACCUGGUGAUUCUCUUCGUGACCACGGCGGGCACCAAUGGGGCAAGGUUGGGCUCAGACGAGCGAGAGCUGCUCCAGCUCCUGUGGAAAGUGGUCGACCUGAGGAGUAAGGAGCUGGGGCACCUGCAUGACGUGCUGGUCCGGCCUGACCACACAGAACUGACGGCCGAGUGCCAGGAGAUCACCCAAGUGGAUGUGGAGAGCCUGGCACUGGCUCCACCGCUGGAGCAGGCACUGAGACAGUUUAAUCAGUCCGUGAGCAAUGAGUUGAACAUUGGUGUAGGUACUUCUUUCUGUUUCUGUACUGAUGGACAGUUGCACAUUAGGCAGGUUCUACACCCUGAAGCUUCCAAAAAGAAUAUUUUACUACCUGAAUGCUUCUACUCCUUUUUUGACUUGCGGAAAGAGUUCAAGAAGUGUUGCCCUGGCUCACCAGAAGUGAGCAAACUCGAUGUUGCAGCCAUGGCAGAAUAUUUAAAUCUUGACAAGAACAGUCCAGCAUUUCCCUAUGGAGCCUCUCAAGUUGAAGAUAUGGGGAAUAUAAUUUUAAAAUUAAUAUCUGAACCAUACAAUCACCGAUUUUCAGAUCCAGAAAGGGUGAACUACAAAUUUGAAAGUGGGCCUUGCAGCAAGAUGGAACUUGUGGAUGACAAUGCUGUUAUCCGAGCAAGAGGAUUGCCGUGGCAGUCAUCUGACCAGGACAUAGCGAGAUUCUUCAAAGGUCUAAAUAUUGCCAAAGGAGGUGCUGCACUCUGUCUCAAUGCCCAGGGCAGGAGGAAUGGGGAGGCUCUUGUGAGAUUCGUAAGCGAAGAGCAUAGAGAUCUAGCACUACAAAGGCACAAGCAUCACAUGGGGAACCGAUACAUAGAGGUAUACAAGGCAACAGGUGAAGACUUCCUUAAAAUUGCAGGAGGUACUUCCAAUGAGGUUGCACAGUUCUUGUCAAAAGAAAACCAAGUGAUUGUCAGGAUGCGAGGUCUUCCUUUCAAUGUAACAACAGAAGAAGUGCUGACUUUCUUUGGCCAGCACUGCCCUGUAACGGGAGGAAAGGAGGGAGUCCUGUUUGUCACUUAUCCUGAUAGCAGGCCAACAGGGGAUGCCUUUGUCUUGUUUGCUUGUGAGGAAUAUGCACAAAAUGCACUGAAAAAGCACAAGGAUUUGCUGGGGAAAAGGUACAUUGAACUCUUCCGGAGCACUGCAGCAGAAGUUCAGCAGGUGCUGAACAGGUACUCUUCCACACCUCUCAUUCCUCUCCCAACACCUCCAAUUCUUCCAGUAUUACCUCAACAAUUUGUGCCUCCCACUAACAUCAGAGACUGCAUACGUUUGCGUGGUCUUCCCUAUGCUGCUACUAUAGAGGAUAUUUUGGAGUUCCUGGGAGAGUUCUCUACAGAUAUUCGGACCCAUGGAGUUCACAUGGUACUAAAUCACCAGGGACGUCCAUCGGGAGAUGCUUUCAUUCAGAUGAAAUCUGCAGAUCGAGCUUUCCUGGCUGCACAGAAGUGUCAUAAGAAGACUAUGAAGGACAGAUAUGUUGAAGUCUUUCAAUGUUCUGCUGAAGAGAUGAACUUUGUAUUAAUGGGGGGCACUUUAAAUCGAAAUGGCUUGUCCCCGCCACCAUGUAAGUUACCAUGCCUUUCACCCCCUGCCUACUCCUUUCCGGCUCCUGCUGCAGUCGUGCCAACAGAAGCUGCUCUGUACCAGCCAUCCAUGCUUCUGAACCCACGAGCACUCCAGCCCUCCACAGCCUACUACCCUGCUGGGGCUCAGCUCUUCAUGAACUACACAGCAUAUUACCCCAGUAUGCAGCAGAGGAUGGACUUGUACACACAAAUGAUGCGGCCAGGACAGUGUCCAAAGAAUGGAUUUGCAUUUAAAAGCCCCAGCAGUUAG